Molecule: messenger RNA, 1649 nt
Organism: Sorghum bicolor (sorghum)
Lineage: Eukaryota; Viridiplantae; Streptophyta; Magnoliopsida; Poales; Poaceae
Product: actin-97
Exons: 5
Coding region: 200-1333 (377 amino acids)
Source: RefSeq, a predicted model, not a curated record
ACCGACCGUGGCUGCGCUUUCUUCUCCUUCCACCCUUCAUCAUUUUCAUUCACCCCACGAACUGCUCUCUCUCUCUCUCUCUCUCUCUCUCUCUCGUCGCGACGACUAGGGGAGACCGACGCCGCCGCCCUACGCCAGGUGCCCAGGUCUCCACCGUGUCCUUCGCCGGCGAAGAGAGUUCACCAGCAAUUCUGUAGAAAUGGCUGAUGGUGAGGACAUCCAGCCUCUUGUCUGUGACAAUGGCACCGGAAUGGUCAAGGCUGGUUUUGCUGGUGAUGAUGCACCGAGGGCUGUUUUCCCUAGCAUCGUGGGUCGUCCUCGUCACACGGGUGUCAUGGUAGGGAUGGGACAGAAGGACGCGUAUGUUGGCGAUGAGGCACAGUCCAAGAGAGGUAUUCUCACGCUCAAGUACCCGAUUGAGCAUGGUAUUGUCAGCAACUGGGAUGACAUGGAGAAAAUUUGGCAUCACACUUUCUACAAUGAGCUCCGUGUUGCCCCGGAGGAGCACCCUGUGUUGCUCACUGAAGCUCCUCUGAACCCAAAGGCCAACAGGGAGAAGAUGACCCAGAUUAUGUUUGAGACUUUCAAUGUUCCUGCCAUGUAUGUUGCGAUUCAAGCCGUGCUCUCCCUCUAUGCUAGUGGGCGUACUACUGGAAUUGUUCUCGACUCUGGUGAUGGUGUGAGCCACACUGUGCCCAUUUACGAAGGAUAUGCCCUUCCCCAUGCUAUUCUUCGUUUGGAUCUUGCUGGUCGGGACCUCACGGACUCUCUUAUGAAAAUUCUCACUGAGAGGGGUUACUCCUUCACAACCUCUGCCGAGCGAGAAAUUGUAAGGGACAUCAAGGAGAAGCUUGCAUAUAUAGCCCUUGACUAUGAGCAAGAGUUGGAAACUGCUAAGAACAGCUCAUCAGUUGAAAAGAGCUAUGAGCUACCUGAUGGUCAAGUAAUCACCAUUGGCGCAGAGAGAUUCAGGUGCCCUGAGGUUCUCUUCCAGCCAUCCAUGAUUGGUAUGGAGGCUGCUGGAAUCCAUGAGACAACAUACAAUUCAAUCAUGAAGUGUGAUGUGGAUAUCAGGAAGGACCUCUAUGGCAACAUUGUGCUCAGUGGAGGGUCAACUAUGUUCCCGGGUAUCGCUGAUCGUAUGAGCAAGGAGAUCACUUCCCUUGCACCAAGCAGCAUGAAGAUCAAGGUUGUUGCACCACCUGAGAGGAAGUACAGUGUCUGGAUAGGAGGGUCGAUCCUAGCCUCGCUAAGCACUUUCCAACAGAUGUGGAUAUCGAAGGAGGAGUAUGAUGAGUCUGGCCCAGCAAUCGUUCACCGGAAGUGCUUCUAAGUUUCACCAGUUGUUGUUACCUAGUCUCAAGUAGUCAAGUUAUGUCCCCUUCAUUUCUUGAGAUAUGUGUGGCAGAUUUGCAUGCUACGUUUAUUUGCAUCGGACCUGAGUCUUCUCUGGGAUAGACCCUUCUUUGUGUGUUGUUGCUUCAUGUGCGGUUUGUGAGGUUAGUUGUCAAACAUGCUUGGCUUGAUUGGUUGUACCUCUGAGAGCUGAUAGUUAUAUAAAUUGCUUGGAUUGUGCUGGUGCUAUCAAUAGUCUUGUAUGUAUCUGAAUUCUGAAAGCAUUGUUAUCUGAGCAUCCGUGCAAGUAUGAA